This is a messenger RNA of Medioppia subpectinata, 3105 nucleotides long. Lineage: Eukaryota; Metazoa; Arthropoda; Arachnida; Sarcoptiformes; Oppiidae. The record is from the annotation of a GenBank genome assembly.
ACAAUGUUAGCGAUGGAGAGAAGAGAAGAGGAAUUGAUUCGAAAAGAGAAUUGUUUUCUUCGAAAGGAAUGUCAAAAAUAUAAGAAAAUAAUCUUUUUGUUGAACGAAAUGAACGUUUUGAGCGAAAACACGUUUUUUCGGUGUAAAUGUCAUUCAAUUUUCGACACUUUUCUCAACAAAUGGUUUCAAUUCGGACAACAAUUACAAGAGUUGAAAACGCGAGACGAGGUGUGCGACCCGUGGCCGCAGAAGGACGCGACGGAAGUGAUAGAAAUGGUCGCGAAUUGCAAACAAUUGUUGAGCAAAAGAGAGCCGAAGAGGAAAGCGAAACGAAAGGAACGGAAAUCGGAGAAAGAGAAGAAAGAGAACGAAAAACAAGUGUUUUUGUCGCGAACCAAACGUCUUCAGUGCCAAUGGCCCGGGUGCGACGCCAUGUUCAGAGACCGCGAGGAUCUCGAGAAUCACAAGUGGAGACACACCGGCAACAAGCUGUACGCGUGCGACUGGCCAGGCUGUCAGAAGAGCUUCUCUUCGCGCUGUUAUCUCAAGAAACACCACUCGACGCACGAGAACCCGCACGUCUUCAAGUGUCUGCACCAACAAUGCCAACACGCGUUCGUCACGAGCGCCGAACUCAACGCCCACUUCGCCGAACACCACUUCGCGCGCAAACCCUUCCGAUGCGAGUUCGCGGAUUGCGGCCAAGAGUUUGCUGUGAAGCGGAACCUGAAGGACCACCAAAUCGUGCACAUCGACGAGAAGCGCUUCACGUGCGACUGGCCCGGUAGAAGUGGUCAGAAGUACACGGAAGAGGGCGGCAGCGAAGCGCCCAAACCUGUGGCCACACAACCGACCAAAACGCCGAAACGCACCGAAACCACGACCAAGAAGGAGACGACCGCUAAGAAAAAGGCGGUCAAAGACACCGAACCCAAGAGUGAAUCCAAGACCGAGUCCAAGACUGAGCCCAAGAGUGAGUCCAGGAGUGAAUCGGCGCCCAAACGGAGCCGAAGAGCGGUUGUUGCGGAGGAAGAGAAGCCGACCACAAGUGCUGUCAAAGAGAAGAGAGGGACGCGAAGCGCGAGGAAUGCGGAACCGGUUGUCGAAGCGAUUGUCGAACCGAUGAGAAAGAGUCGGAGAGGAAAAGCGGCGGAAGAGAAGAGCGAAGCGCCGAAAGUGGAGAAAAGCGUCGCCAAAAAAGCGAACGAAAAGCCGACAAAAGUGACGGCAAAACGGAAUGCGAAGAAAACGCCGGAAAAUGCGAAAGAAGUGAAAGAAAUAAACGAAGAAUUGAAUGAAAAAAGUGAAUCAAAAACGAGUGAAGAAGUGAUCGAAGAGACGAAGAGUGAGGAGAAGGAGGAGAACGAAGAAGUGAAGGAAAAGAGUGAAGAAGUAGAAGAGAAGAGCGAAGAAUUGGCGGAAAUUGCGGAACAAUUGGACGAAAAGAAAGACGAAAUAAUUGAAGAGAAAAGCGACGAAAAGAUUGAAGAAUCAAAAGAAGAGAAAACGGAAGAAAAAGAAGAGAAAAUGGAUUUGAGUUCAGAAACGGUGACGUCAUUGAAGAGGAAAGAAAUGGACGAAUCGGAAGAAAGUUCCAAAAGACAAAAAGUGAGCCGUUUUUCCGUUCCGUCGAUUCCCAGAGUUUGCGGACAACUGUUCUCUUUGGGCGAAGAAAUCGCCGGUGAAUUGGGUUUACGACAGAAGCGCGUCAAAGAGACCAAAGUGAAGGACAACGAGCCGUCGCCCGUGACGGACAAAGAGCACAACGCGUUGGAUCACGUGGUGGCCGUGGUUUGCGGCGCAAUGCACUCCUGCUGUCUGACGUCAGAGGGAAAGGUGUUGACGUUCGGCUGCAACGACGACUCGGCGCUCGGGAGAGACACUCUGACGUCAUUGGACGCGACGGACGACAGUUUGGAUUUGGACGAGUCGGAAGAGCGCGAGUGUCGCACUCCGCGACAAGUGGCCGGUUUGCCGGAAGUUGUGGUCAAAAUGACGGCCGGAGAUAUGCACACGUGUGUCCUCUGCGCCGACGGCUCGGUCUGGGUUUGGGGAAACUUCAAAGACGAGUCCAAGAAGUUCGGGCUUUUCAGCGAAAGCGCGCGAAACGGCGACGACUUCGAGGCGACGCGAGUGCCGAAGCGCGUGAACAUCGCGGCCAAAGUGGUGGACAUCGCGUCGGGCUGUCAUCACAUCCUUCUGCUGUCAGAAGAGGGACGAGUGUUCAGUUUCGGCGAAGGCUCCAAAGGCCAGUUGGGGCGCAUCGGCGAAGACCGCUUGCAGGCGCUGCAGUCGAACCGCGCGCUCUUUCUCGACCCCCAAGAGGUGAGUCUCGCCGCAGACGUCGUGGUGGAGAAGGUGUGGGCCUCCCAUUGGUCGUCGUACGCGCUGACGAGCGCUGGUCACGUGAUGGUGUGGGGACUCAACAAUUACCACCAGUUGGGCUUCCGGAGCGAAGGCUUCGUCGAAGUCGUGAAUUGCGAUCAAAACGAGUCGCAAACGAGUCUCAAACUCAUCGUCGAACUCGAACCCGUCCGCUGCCCGAACGCGCCUUCCGACGUGCGGCAGAUCGCCAACGGCCAGCACCACGUGAUCGCUCUGGACGCCGAGGGCCGGGUGUUCGCGUGCGGCUCCAACACGUACAGCAAACUGGGCUUCAAGACGGAAGUGAGCGCCGACCACACGGUCGACACCUUCACGCGCAUCGACGCGCUGGACGGCGUGUGCGACAUCGCGUGCGGCGAGUUCUGCUCGCUGGCCGUGACCAUAGGCGGCGACGUGUUGUCGUGGGGUCAGGGCUCCAAACACAUCGGAUCCGCCGACUUCCAGGACAUCGAGACGCCGACCAAAGUGUCGGGUCACGUGAUGGCGUCCACGAAGUUCGUGAGCGCUUCUUCUGGUUCCCAACACUCGCUUCUGAUUGGCUUCGAGCGCGAAGUGAACGGGAAUUGAGUUUUACGUCAUUUUAGUUGUUUUUUAUUUCAUGAAUUCGCGUUUUAAAUGAAUUAUUAUUUUCAUUACAAUUAUGAUUACUUUUUGUGAUUAAAAAUCAUUUCUUCAAAACUAUAUUAAAGACCAGAGAAACGAAUUUCUCGUAAGAAAGCG